Daktulosphaira vitifoliae (grape phylloxera) is the source of this 1478-nucleotide messenger RNA. Its product is annotated as ubiquitin carboxyl-terminal hydrolase 47-like. Gene Ontology annotation, molecular function: cysteine-type deubiquitinase activity; cysteine-type endopeptidase activity. The record is from RefSeq and is a predicted model, not a curated record. Gene Ontology annotation, biological process: protein deubiquitination. Gene Ontology annotation, cellular component: nucleus; cytosol. Bases 291 to 1430 code for a protein of 379 amino acids. Lineage: Eukaryota; Metazoa; Arthropoda; Insecta; Hemiptera; Phylloxeridae. The transcript is spliced from 7 exons.
AUAAAAGAAGAGAUAGUAAAUUUGACGAUUCCAUCAAAUCUUGAUGAGCUUAAAGCACGUAUAUUAUGGUUUUUAAUAUUAUUAUAAAUACAUUACCCGUUUAAAGUUGAAUAAACAAUACAAUAGCUAUAUUUUGAUAAUAACAUAAUUGCGUUUCCCUAAAGAGAGUUUAUAACGCAAUCACCAUUAUAAGACUUUAACAUCAAUAAUUUUUAAACUUAUAAAUCCACAUUUUGAAUUUUUUCUAAUAAAGUUAAUUAUAAUAAUAAAAUUAGAUAUAUUCUUGGUCUAUGGUAUUCAACACUUUAAAAUCUACCCUAAGUGUUGAAAAAGUUGUGGAAACUCCUCCGCAAAAGAACCAAGAACCAAAGAAACCACUGUUUAGUCUACCACCAAAAACUGAAGCUAAAAAUGUUUCGCCAGUGUGCCGUGGUAUUAAAAACCAAGGGGCAACUUGUUAUUUAAAUUCUUUCAUCCAAGUCUUGUUCCAUACGCCGGAGUUUCGUAACGAGUUGUUGGAACUGACAUUCCCUAAUAAUUCCGGUGACGACAAUUGGUUUAACGUAGUUUAUCAACUUCAAAGGCUUUUUGUAGAACUACUUGGACCUGACACAUCGGCGGUCAAGACUAAUGGCUUAACAAAAAGUCUUGAUUGGACUCAGAAGGACACAGAUAUCCAGCAAGACGUCCAAGAGUUUGGUCGUUAUUUUUUGGGCAUCUUGGACGAGAAGUUGCAACUUUCAUCGUCCGCUAACAUGAUUAGUCAUUUAUUCAGUGGCAUUCAGGUCGAAUACCUUACUUGUACUAUGUGCAAUAUAAGUAAAGAACAGUACUCCACAUUUUUUGAUAUUUCUCUGCCUAUUCGCUCUAUUGAUGGAAAGACAUCAUAUGACUCGCUGGAAUAUGCAAUAGAACAAUAUUUAAGACCUGAAAUAUUAGACGAACAUUUUUGUGACAUUUGUGGAAAAAAAAGCAAAUUUCUAAAGGGACAAAAAUUUAAAGAGCUCCCAUAUAUUUUAUGUUUUCAUCUAGGUAGGACUACCUAUAACAUAAACAGUCUAAAACCUGUAAAAAUAAAUGACAAAGUAUCUUUUCCAUUUAUCAUUUCAAUGGAUGUGGAUGGCUAUAAUUCCAUAUUUGAAUUAUACGGAGUGAUCAUUCAUAAAGGUGAAGCCACUUUUGGGCACUAUUACUCAUACAUAAAAGAUUUCAAGUCGGGACAAUGGUUUGAAUGUAAUGAUGAUAUUAUUACUACCAUACCACCACAUAAAAUUGAAAGUACUUUUAGCGGAAAAUCAAGCGCAUAUAUGAUAAUGUAUCGACUUUUUGAUAGAAACAGAAAUCGAGAAGCUUACACAAUCGAUGAACUCCCAGCGCAUUUAAAUUAUUUGUUGAAUUUCUUUGAGAAGAGCAUGGCUUCAGUGGUAUAAAUUGGACAUACAAUACCUAAUUUAUUCAGGCAUCUAUAUUUAUUUCUA